Orbicella faveolata is the source of this 882-nucleotide messenger RNA. RefSeq names its product serine/threonine-protein kinase Kist-like. Gene Ontology annotation, biological process: positive regulation of translational initiation; peptidyl-threonine phosphorylation; regulation of protein export from nucleus. Gene Ontology annotation, molecular function: protein serine/threonine kinase activity; nucleic acid binding; ATP binding. Gene Ontology annotation, cellular component: nucleus; neuronal ribonucleoprotein granule. NCBI's taxonomy places the organism in Eukaryota, Metazoa, Cnidaria, Anthozoa, Scleractinia, Merulinidae. The record is from RefSeq and is a predicted model, not a curated record.
AUGGCUUCUUCUAUAGAUGUCAAUAAGGGGGAGAUUAAAAAGAGUGCAAAGUAUAAGUGGCAACUUGGUCAUUGUUUAGGGAAGGGAACAUGCAGUGUGGUUGUUGAAGCUGUAGGCACAUUCUACUCCAGAAGCAUAUGCAGACAUUCUCCUCCACGAGUUCUGAAAGGAGCUGUCAAGAUUUUCAAACAAGGACAUCAAUUUGAGCAAGCUGCAACUAAUGAAAUAGAAAUUCUAGAGUAUUUGAAUCGUCAACAGGAAUCUCCCUAUAAACACUAUAUAGUGCCCUUGCAGGAUUACUUCUUAUGUAAAGACCAACUGCAUUUGGUUUAUGGGAAGCUGGAUUGCAAUCUUCAUCAUAUCUUAUUAAAGAACUCAGGGAAAGGUCUUCCUUUGUCUAUCAUUAAGCGAUGCUCUUGGGAUAUUGUGAGAGCUCUGAGUUUUUUGGCCACCAACAGGGUUGUUCAUGGGGACCUCAAGAUGUCCAACAUAAUGUGGAAUUCAAAUAGAGGCAUGUUUCAACUUGUGGAUUUUGGCCUCAGUUUUUUGGAGGAAAAACAACCUCAUCAGCCACUUCAGAGUCCUGGUUACCAAUCCCCAGAAGCACAAGCAUGGAACAGAUUAGUUGCUGAAGGUAUCACUCACAGAAAGAGCUCAAGAUGCUCUUUUGCCAGUGACAUGUGGAGUUUUUCUUAUGUACUGUGGUACAUGUACACAGGAAUGCCAGCACCCAGAUGUCUAACAGAUGAGCCAACAUGUGUCAUGUGUUUGCAGGAAGAGGUAAUGAAUAUUUUCUCAAUGGCCAGUUCCUUCUAUGAGACACUCUUGCAGGGAAUCAGGGUAGUUGUGUUCACCAAAACAAUAUACAGUCGAAGAUUUUGA